Molecule: messenger RNA, 918 nt
Organism: Cryphonectria parasitica EP155
Lineage: Eukaryota; Fungi; Ascomycota; Sordariomycetes; Diaporthales; Cryphonectriaceae
Product: Aldo/keto reductase
Exons: 3
Coding region: 1-918 (305 amino acids)
Molecular function (GO): oxidoreductase activity, acting on NAD(P)H as acceptor
Source: RefSeq, a predicted model, not a curated record
AUGGUGCAGGUUCCCACGAAGAAACUUAACAACGGAGCUGAGAUUCCUGUGCUGGGCUUCGGCAUAGGCACGGUCUGGUACAAGCCCGACCGGUUCUCCGCGUUCAACCCAGACGUGGUGAGCAUCGUCAAGGAGGCUAUCAAGGCGGGCUACAGGCACAUAGACACCGCAGAGGGCUAUGGCACCGAGGCUGAACUGCGUGAGGCGAUCCGGGAGUCCGGCGUUCCCCGCCAGGACUUGUUCAUCACCACCAAGGUCAUCCACUCCCUCGCGGAGGGUAAGAUCGAGGACCUCACUGCGGCCUUUGACAAGACCCUCGAGAGACUGGGAACGGACUACGUCGACCUAUACAUCCUCCACAGCCCUUACAUCAAAGACAACAAGUAUGUCGAGUCCGACGUAGCCGCAGCUUGGAAGAUCCUAGAGUCCAUCCAGCGCGCCGGCAAGGCCAAGUCCAUCGCCGUGUCCAACUUCCGCCGCCACCACAUCGAGAACCUCCUCAAGACGGCCGAGAUCCGCCCUGUCGCCAACCAGAUCCAGUUCAACCCGUACCUGCAGGGCGCCCCCUCCUACGCCGCCUGGCUGCAGGAGUCCCAGGGCAUCGCCGUCCAGACCUACAUGGGGCUGGCGCCCCUGACCUGGCUCAAGGGUAACCACCUCGACGCCAAGCUCGCCGAGCUCGCCGCCAAGUACGGCGUCAGCGAGGCCACCGUGCUGAUCCGCUGGCAGCUGGAUCUGGGGGCUAUUGUGCUCAACACCACCAAGAAGCCUGAGCGGAUGCACGAGUUCUUCUCAGCGCUGGACCUGCAGCUGAGCGCCGAGGACAGGGAGGAGAUCACGCGGAUUGGACAGUCGCAUCACAUCAGGAUCCCUGUGGGUGCGCUGUACGAUGGUGAUGAGGUGGGGCCUUAUGAGUAG